This is a messenger RNA of Akanthomyces muscarius, 2268 nucleotides long. RefSeq lists its product as uncharacterized. The transcript has 2 exons. The record is from RefSeq and is a predicted model, not a curated record. Bases 1 to 2268 code for a protein of 755 amino acids. Lineage: Eukaryota; Fungi; Ascomycota; Sordariomycetes; Hypocreales; Cordycipitaceae.
AUGGAGUCAGCUAACGAAAUCGACUACAAGAUUGUCGACGUCCCAACUCGCGCAGUGGUCUUGUUUCCUGGCAGAGCGCAAGUUUUCAGAGACAUUAAAGACAUCAAACUCAGGCCGGGCAUCAAUGAGGUGACAAUUAGUGGUCUCAGCCCAACUCUGGACGAGGACUCGGUCAAAGUAGAGGGAGCAGGGUCCGCCGUCAUCACGGACAUUUCAGUGGAGGCACUACCCAACCAAAACAAUUUUGAAGAUGUAUAUCCCAACGAGGCCUCUUCUGACGAAGAAGAGAGCGAAAAGGAGGACUCUGACUCCGAGGAACUCCACACCGCCCAACUUCGUGUUACGGAACUUCAGGAUGAGAUGCGCCUCAUCACGGACACUAUCGACAGUGUAGCCAAACGGCAGACAAUCAUGGACGUCCGAAGUGAGGCCAUGGACAAGAUGGAGCAGGAUAAGGGAGCUCGGCUUUCCGAGUUACUGGCCGCGUACAGGAGUGAGCGGGCCGCAUUGUGUCAAGAGAGACUGGACGCGGUCAAGUCACAGCGCAAUUUGCGGAAAAGUCUAGACACUGCGCAAGCUCACUUGAAAUAUUUGCAAAAGGCGGCUUUGAAAGAGUCGCGGGAGAGGCGCAACGGGAAACGAAGGCAGCGAGAACGAGAGCAACGACGGCGAGCGGGUCGCCGCGAGGAACAGGAGCGAAUCCGACGAGAGCAAAUUAGGUUCUGGCCAAAGUAUUGCUACUCCGUUAAGGUUACGCUCGACGUCAAUACCAUGACGCCCAUGUCGUCACGUCGGGCGUCAGUCGCCAGUGAGUCUGGCCUGGUCCAGGCCAUCGGUGUCAGCGCAGGCACCACAACAGCGGGGGGGGCCGACGACGAGGUCUUUCAGGACUGCAUAUCCUGUAGUCUCUUCCUCUCGUAUGUAACAUCAGCCGCCAAGUGGACACCGAGCUACGACCUCCAGCUGUCGACCACGGGCGCCACGGCGACGCUCUGCUUCGAUGCCAAGGUGUCCAACCAGACGUCGGAGACGUGGAGCAACUGUCGCGUCUCGCUGUGCACUUCCGACGCCACGGUCGCGGGCGUCGACUCGGAUCUGCCCGAGCUGACGCCGUGGCGCAUCCGUCUGGUCGGCAAGAGCAGCUACGCGUACCAAGACAGCGAGGAGCUUAUCACGCGCAGCCGCACCGAAGUGCACGAGUAUCGGUCGCAUGUGCUAGCGCAAAAGAAGCGUAUCGUGGAGAAGAAGCCGAGAGAGGAAAUGUUUGGUCUCGUUUCGCGACAUGACCCGGCCUCCGUCGACUUUGACCUCGAUUUUGAUUUCUGGGACCAGGCGGCUGCAGGAGAAGGCAGGGAUGAUACUUCAGAGGCAGCGCCCGUUGUGGACGCUAUAAGGUGUGCGAGCGUGGGCUUGGUGAAAAGGAAAAAGAAGCUGACGACGUCCGCUCCAAUGCCCAUGGCAGCUUUAGCCGCUCCCGCCGCCGUUGCCGCGCCGUACGGCGCCUCGGACCCCUAUGCUGAGCCGGACACGGUCGACUUUGAGGACUCGCUCAUUGAAGAAGCGGGCAUGACGACCAGCUACGACCUGCCGGGCCUCAAGACGCUCGCGCCCAAGUCCACCGAGUCUAAGCAGCGCGUGGCGCGCAUCACAUUUGGCAGCGUCACGCUCAGUCACAGCGUCGUCGCCAAGUACCGUCCCGUCGCUUACCUGCAAGCCAAGCUUAAGAACAACAGCAAGCUGACGCUCCUGCGCGGGCUCGCGGGCCUGACGCUCGACGGCAGCUUCAUGGGCCGCACGGCGAUCCCGCGGUGCAGCGCCGGCGACAUCUUCACGCUCAACCUCGGCGUCGAUCCGGCCAUCCAGGUCUCGUACGCCAAGCCCGACGUGCGCCGCGCCACGACGGGACUGUUUAGCAAGGAGAAUAGCUCAGUGUUUGCGCGCGCGGUGGUGUUGCAUAAUACGCGUCUGACGGCGGCUGGGAAGCCCGCGCAGCUGCAUGUCCUGGACCAGGUGCCCGUGAGCGAGGACGAGAAGCUGCGAGUGGAGGUGGUCACGCCAAGGGGCCUCUCGCUGGAGGGGUCAGUGGUGGCGGGUGCGCCGGGCCGGGAGGAGGAUAACAGGGACCGGGAAUGGGGAAAGGCGACGGCGCAGUUGAAGAAAGGGGGCGAGGUGAGCUGGGAUGUUAGGCUGAAUGCGGGCAAGAUGGUCAAAUUAUGGCUGGAGUAUGCGGUCUCGGCACCGAGUGGCGAUGUCGCAGUUGAAUGUUGA